Messenger RNA from Pseudomyrmex gracilis, 1641 nucleotides. It is a transcript of the gene Rcc1, whose product is annotated as regulator of chromosome condensation. The transcript is spliced from 6 exons. Gene Ontology annotation, cellular component: cytoplasm. The coding region runs from base 139 to 1434 and encodes 431 amino acids. The record is from RefSeq and is a predicted model, not a curated record. Gene Ontology annotation, molecular function: guanyl-nucleotide exchange factor activity. Lineage: Eukaryota; Metazoa; Arthropoda; Insecta; Hymenoptera; Formicidae.
CCGGUCUUGACAGUUGACCGUGGUGUUUUGUGGUGUGAGUUGCGCUACAUUAGAGAAGCACCGCAACUUUUGGCGCCAACGAGGCAAGAAGCGUUGUACACGCGCGAUUCAAGAAAAUUCACGAAAAGAAAUAACAAAAUGCCGCCAAGAAAAACAGCGAAGCGACCCGCGGAGGAACCCACAAAGGCGAAUAAGGCACCGAAGCAGAUUAAAAAAAAACCAGAAUUAACGGUGAAACCUAACUUGCGAUCACUUUCAACCGGUGGCGUUAUGCUUGUGUUUGGACAAGGAGAUUUCGGACAACUCGGUCUCGGAGAAGACGUUACUGAAAAAAUGCGACCUGCAGCUAUAUCCGAAUAUCAAGAUGUUAUAGCCAUAUCAGCUGGCGCUAUGCACAAUAUAUGUUUGAGACAGACAGGAGAAGUAUUGACAUUUGGUUGUAAUGAUGAGGGAGCACUCGGUCGUGACACUACCAAGGAAGGUUCAGAAACAGUACCAGACAGAGUCGAAUUACCUGGUAAAGCUAUUCAGGUGACUGCGGGAGAUUCCCAUAGCGCCGCGUUGUUGGAAGAUGGAAGAGUCUUUGCAUGGGGUACAUUUAGAGAUACACACGGUUCUAUGGGACUUACGUUAAAAGGAAACGAGCGAUUUCCUGUAGAAAUUUUACCCGAUGUAAAAGUAGUCAAAAUAGCAUCAGGUAGCGAUCAUUUAGUAUUACUUAGCGAACAUGGACAUGUAUACACCUGCGGACGCGGUGAACAAGGACAACUGGGACGAUUACCCGCAAGAACAGCCAGUAGAAACACACGGCAAGGCAUAGGUCCAUUACUGACUCCAGGCGUAGUUGAAUUUAAAAUUAGUAAAAAGCUUCAUUUUGAUAACAUAUGGGCGGGAAAUUUUUGCACAUUCGCCAAAGAGCAUCAAAAAGGAGACGUGUAUGUGUUUGGUCUGAAUAAUUUCAGUCAAAUUGGUUUAAAAAUUAAAGACACACAUUUUCACCCACAAAUGUCGAAAACCUUUAGCGGCAGAGUAUGGCGACAUAUAAGCAGCGGAGAACAUCACACUAUAGCACUGGACGACGAAGGACAAGUUUUUGUGUUGGGUCGCAAAGAAUACGGUCGCCUCGGACUCGGACCCUAUUGCUCAGACGCGGAGGAACUCACAAAAGUUCCGUCUCUAAGUUCCAUCAAGUGUGUCGAUGUAGGAGCGGGUAGUAGAGAAUCUUUUGCAGUUACAGAAUCAGGUGAACUAUGUUCUUGGGGUAUGGGAACUAAUGGAAAUCUUGGAACAGGAGAUACGGAAGACGUCGAGGAGCCGGUAUUAGUUAAAGGAAAACAGUUGGAAGGUAAAACAGUGGUACGAGUUAGCGGUGGUGGUCAGCACACCUUGGCUCUGGCAACGACUCGUCCGGUGAAAGAUAAAACUGCUGGUUAAUAUGAAAAUGUUACGUUUUUCGAGACUAUUGUGUGUGUGUGAUACAAAGUCGGACAAAAGAAGAUUAUUAUUACAACUUUUUUUUGUUUAUCAUUGCCAGAAAACAGUACUCGGGUAUGCGCUAAAAGACCCUGUUUAUCAAGAUCUUCAUUUUGUUGAAAAGCCCAUAUUUAUUAAAUUUGUGUAUUAAAUUUAAUACCAUUCUUA